AUGGAUGCCACUGCUCUAGCCAGAGUGGAAAGGCAAAGACUCGGGCUCGAGUCUAGUAUCACUAAAUUACGUGAAUCACUCCGGCACUGGCAAACCCUGGAAAUUGAUUAUGAGGGAUUGAAGGAAGAAUUUAUGGGACUUUCGGAAGAUUCUUCCAUGGGCGAGUGUCUCCAAGCCGGGCUCGACUUUAAGGCUGAGCUUGUCGAUGAGAAGGAAUUAAAAUCUCUUCUGAGGGUCAACACCCCACCCACUCGCCGUCCCUCACAAUUAGUGGAUCUCCUAUCUAAUCGUAUCGACUAUGUGUCCAAAAAUGUCGAGACAGUGAGAAAGCAGCUUUCAGAUGCAGAGAAGAAAAGAAACGCGCUACUCCUUGCAGAGGAGCCGGAGCAUCGGGACGAUGCCGGACUUCCUUUAGCAGAAAUCACGGAAGAGCUCGACGAAUCCGGAAAUGUCAUUUCGAGCAAAGUGCAGAAUCCAGGAACAGAUGCGCCUCAACUGAUCGAUGUUUUGAAAAAGGUGGGAAUUAAUGAUCUGAAAGAAACUAACGGCACCAUCACAAAAACCAACGUCUCUGCCGGCAAUCACAGAGUUGAGUCAAAUUUGACCAAGCAACAGGAUCCCCAGAACGAUCUUGGGACUGUAUCGCAAACUGAUGCAAAGAUGAGAUCUGACGAUACUGAAGAGGAAGCUCUGUUGCGACAAGAAAUGCUCGAUUAUCGGAAUGGUCUGGAUGAAGUUGGUGCAAUCGUUGCAGAACUUGACCUGGAGGAAGGUGCCUCUGAUUUUUCCUACGACGAAGAUGAUGACAACUUUGAUGUCGAAUCUGACUUUGAUGACGAUGAGGACGACGACGAGUCCGAGGACGAGGCUGGCAAGAGUAAGCAGCGUCUUCGCUUAUCACGAACGUACAAACAGCAAAUGGAGGACUUGCAGGCCAAGUUAGGAGUGAAGAAUAUUGGAGCAGAAGUGGAACCUAAACACGAUUGCGGUCAAGAUACUACUAGCAAUCGGCCUUCAGCAGCUGAAGCUGCUCGUAGGGCAGCUAUAGCAAGACAAACUGGGGCUGCAAAGAGUAGCUUGAAGCCUCACGCCCGUGAAGGUGGACAUGUGUCAAAGGAGAAGCCAAAGAAGAAAAGUGUCGCCUUUUCUUCAGAGCUACAUAUUGCUCCCGGAAAUUCGAAUAAUGAGAAUCCUUCAUCCGGUCAGACGGCAAAUAGCAGCAUCCAGAAGCCAUACGUGAGGCCUGUUGUUGAGUCUGUCAUUGAACGGACAGUUCCCUCAAGUGAAGACGAUGCAAUCACGGCCGGCGCGCCACCAUCAGCAACCCCCAAAAAGUCUCUCUCCAAGUCUAGUCGAGAAUCUAGGUCACGAAAACCCAUCUCUAAAGACUCCGCAAACUCUUCUACCGAACCUGAGAAGGAAGCCGAGUUGAGCUCAACUAGACCAAUCUCACUAUCCACCAUAAUUUCUCGAGAUUUAGUCGAGCGUCCAGCAUCAAAGACUACAGCGGCACCUGAUCCAAACGACUUCUCAGAUGCAUCUCACCAGCGUGAGAUAACAAUGGAGUAUCAACGUAUGCGCAUGAAAAGGAUACAUGCCCAACAGGGUGGAUUCACCGGAGACGGCGAAGACGAUAAUUACGGUGAGGCAAUCACUCCCAUGAGGGAAAAAGAUGAGCAGACGGGCAAGGAGAAAAAGGUCAGUCGUUUCAAAGCCGCCAGGCUCAACCGGUAA
Messenger RNA from Exophiala aquamarina CBS 119918, 1734 nucleotides. RefSeq lists its product as uncharacterized. Bases 1 to 1734 code for a protein of 577 amino acids. Gene Ontology annotation, molecular function: chromatin binding; transcription corepressor activity; phosphatase inhibitor activity. Gene Ontology annotation, biological process: negative regulation of phosphatase activity; negative regulation of transcription by RNA polymerase II. The transcript has a single exon. The record is from RefSeq and is a predicted model, not a curated record. NCBI's taxonomy places the organism in Eukaryota, Fungi, Ascomycota, Eurotiomycetes, Chaetothyriales, Herpotrichiellaceae.